This is a messenger RNA of Colletotrichum destructivum, 1970 nucleotides long. Its product is annotated as Putative small GTP-binding protein. Gene Ontology annotation, biological process: small GTPase-mediated signal transduction. Gene Ontology annotation, cellular component: cytosol. Lineage: Eukaryota; Fungi; Ascomycota; Sordariomycetes; Glomerellales; Glomerellaceae. The record is from RefSeq and is a predicted model, not a curated record. The transcript is spliced from 5 exons. The coding region runs from base 682 to 1293 and encodes 203 amino acids. Gene Ontology annotation, molecular function: GTP binding; protein kinase binding; GTPase activity.
UUUUGGAGCCCUUCUGACUUCAUCUCGGCCAAUCGAGAAGCAUACCAUUUCCCAGCCCAAUUUCCCGCUCCUGCAUCUUUGCAUCUUUGCAUCCAUCCCCCAUUCAAUUCUACUGUAUCCGUAUCAGCACUGCUACUGCACCUGCUGCACCUGCACUUUUCCCUCACUUUGCUUCUUCUAAUCCAUCAUCAAGCGCCACUCCGCUUCGGCCUCGCCCUUUGCUCACCCCAAGGAGAAGGUGCAGAUUCUGACUGUGACACUGCCAAACCUGCAUCUGCCUUCCAUCUGUUCCCCCGCCAUUGCAUUCCACUCCCUCUCCCAAGCCACCCUCUCAAAGGAACCAAUCGUACUUUCUCUCCCGCAUUACCAUCCAGUCCACCCUCUUCUUCCCUGAACAGCCUGUCAGCCCGUUCUUUGUUACGCUUCUUUUUCCAGUCAGACCCAUCUGCAAACAACAUCAACGAACCACCACCUCUUUGGCACCUUCCCCUUGCACCAACAAACCACAGCCUGCGACCAUUUCUCUGCUAGGUUGCCAGCUUAUUUUGCUUUCUGCGAACAAGCAAACCUCCUUGUAUCUCAUCGACUUCACUUCUUCGUCAUCCCUCAUCCCGCCUUCUCAAAAUCGGAUCUUCCUCAGACACAGACAACCGCCACCCAACAAGAAAACAAUAGCCCAUCAUGCCUUUGUGUGGAGGAUCCAAGACUGUCCAGCGCAAACUGGUUCUUCUCGGUGAUGGCGCGUGCGGCAAGACAUCUCUGUUGAACGUCUUUACCAGAGGCUACUUCCCGACUGUCUACGAGCCCACCGUCUUCGAGAACUACGUCCACGAUAUCUUUGUUGACAAUGUCCACAUCGAGCUUUCCCUCUGGGAUACUGCCGGCCAGGAGGAGUUCGACCGCCUCCGCAGCCUGUCCUACGAUGACACCGACUUGAUCAUGCUCUGCUACAGCGUCGACAGUAAAGACUCCCUGGAGAACGUCGAGAGCAAGUGGGUUGGCGAGAUCGCCGACAACUGCCCUGGCGUCAAGCUCGUUCUGGUCGCCCUAAAGUGCGAUCUUCGCGAGGCCGACAACGAGGAGGAGGAGGGCGCCGAGGGCCAGCAGCGCGAAAAACGUCCCAUGAUCAACUAUGAGCAAGGUCUGGAGGUCGCCCGUCGCAUCAACGCCCUCCGCUACCUAGAGUGCUCCGCUAUGCGCAACCGCGGCGUUAACGAGGCCUUCACUGAGGCCGCCCGCGUCGCACUCAGUGUCAAGAAGGAUCGCGAGGAAUCUCAGUGCGUCGUCAUGUGAACGAAUCACGCACCCCAACAUGCGCAUUUUGCGCUCUUGACAUUCUUCACUUUCUCACGGUCACGAUCACGAUCGAACGGGCGGACCUUGUUUCGGACGGGAUCGGAAUACCAUUUUCAGUGUUGCACUACUCGGACAGGCGUCGGCGUUCCCACGGAUUGGUCCUUUCCACCUCGAAUUUGCACCCCCUCGCAUUACCCGACUACUUUAUUUUAUUCCAGCUUGUCCAGCUCCUUGGGCAGACGCGAUGUUUCUCUUUCAUCGUCAGCCACUUUAUGCGUUUGUGGUUGACGCGACUUUCUCGAUACCUCUGGGCACCAAGCACUCACCUUUGAGCAAAUUUGUAAAUACCCGCUUCACUUCUCAAUGCACAUACGGGGUUGGGGGCAGGCUUCAUUUCAUCUCUUGUCGCUUUCGGGUUUUACUGCGUAUACAAGACGGGCAGCAUGGCCACCGAGGAAUGGUGUGCUGUAGGUGGCAGGAGGAUGGCACAUGCAUGUGACUGGCUACUAGAUUUCUCAGACGGGGGAUGGCAACAGCAGUCACUCUCCCUCCAGACUCUUUCAUUGGCCUGUAUAAGCAAUCAAAAGCUAUCUCUAGAUGAUGCUUAAUGAAAACAAACGUCCAGGUACAAGCCGAACUGAACCUCUUUGGCUGGUGAUCUGGGAAUCAUGGAC